This is a messenger RNA of Naegleria lovaniensis, 4788 nucleotides long. RefSeq lists its product as uncharacterized. The transcript has a single exon. NCBI's taxonomy places the organism in Eukaryota, Heterolobosea, Eutetramitea, Acrasida, Naegleriidae. The coding region runs from base 1 to 4788 and encodes 1595 amino acids. The record is from RefSeq and is a predicted model, not a curated record.
AUGCGAAACUCAUUCACCGAUGAUGCCUAUCGGGAACGCCGGUGCUACUCGGGGCACGAUCAUCGUGGAAGCAAUAGUACGAUCACAUCAUUGGCCCACUCGGAAAAUGAGAACAACAAUACGGAGGGCUAUUUUUUAGAUCAACACUACAACAACAUUCUGUUCAUGAGACUUAACAAUAAUACUGAUCGUUCUUCUGUUUGUUCAGAAUUAGUUUUAUUCGGACAUGAUGAAUCUGAUUUGGUAAAAUUUCAAACUAUGGAUCGUUUAAUAGGAAUGGUCAUGGAUUAUAUUUCACGAUUAAUCAUGAUUUGUCAAAUUUAUCUUACAAAAUUCUCAUCAAAACGUACAUCCUAUACUACUAUGUUCAUCUUGACAAUUCUGGUAAUGGCAGUGGGCCCAACAACUGCAUCUAAUUUACAAUUGUAUCAAUGCCCAAACGGAUUUUUGCAAUACUCAACAUCGAUUGCAUAUGCAAACAGUAUCAUUUCUACGUGCCAAAUUUGUGACGGAUCAUUUACAUGCUCAGAUAACACAGAUUGGAACGGAGGAGCUAUUUCAUUUUCAAACCCUUUACUGUCUACUGAUAAGCUUGUGGCAAUAAGCGGAAAUUUAUUGUUUCAAUAUGACACAUGUGACACCAAUACUCUACUUAUGAAUCAAUCCAACAUUUUGACUAUAUCAUUUAAUAAUCAGCCCUUUGUGAGCUCAACGUUAGUCAGUGGAGGAUGCUCAUGUUUUGGAUGUUCACAAUUUGCAUUUUCAUACACUAAUUAUGACAUUUUAAAAAAUGUAAUACAAUCACCUACUACGCAAUUUAGGAUUGACCGUACUUACGAUACAAAUAUUUGUGUAAACAGAAUAGAUUUAACCUAUUGUUACGUGCAUGAAGGAAACAUUACAAGCUAUGCAGUUACUUCAUCAAACGGAAAUAAUUUGGAUGUUGACAUUUCCAAUAUUACUUCUCCUUUGAGUCAAGAUUUGAUUUUUAAUGUCAGCAACAGUGGACCAGAUGCAUCCAGGUCUCUGGAUAUCACGUUCCAAUUUUCCUCUUUGGCCACUUUAUCCGUCAAUGGUCUAUCCAUUGUAAUUCCAAGCAGCUAUAUUCCUUCAACGCCUUCAAAUUUAUGCAAUUAUACCAACAGUACCUACGCAUGUCCCAUUCUCGAUAGGUACUGCACAUGGAACAGUCUUGUACUGAAUUGUGUCAUUGAUGCUAUUGUUUUGGUCAAUGUGACUGGAACCAACAACACAACUAUCAUUGAGAGCAUAGUUCCUUCUUUUGGUAACAAUUUUUCUCUAGUAUUGCACACAAGUAUACAAGCUCAACAACAAGGUGUAAACACUACUACCAUCACCUAUUCUUUGAAUCCUUCUAAAAGUGUUACUCCAGUGUUGGAUUCCAAUCCAAACGACAAUAAGGGUGUGCUAGCUGUAAAUUUAUUUUCCAAUGAUAUCAAGAGAUUGUUGACAUUGGGAACAAAAUUGAAGGAUAGGAUUUCUUUCUCUUCUUCAAAUAGAUUUGCCACAUUCGUACUUAAAGUAUUGCCUAGCGAUGUGACCAGUUUUUCAAAACCUAUUGUGCUGCUUGACUUUAUAUUUUCAGACAAAAUUGAUUUUAAUAUCAGGAUUUCAGACACAGAUUCUUUACUGUUUGAGAGGAGAGUAUACUCUGACGAAUUAUUUGUGCUGUCUACUACUGAGUAUCAAUACAGCAUAUCAAUUCCAUUCUUUAGAUACGAUAACACCAUUCUGGAUGCUACAACAUUCACAAUUGCAAUGACAUCUAUUUCCAAUGAUACCACUCUCACAGACCCCGAGUUGGUGCAAUUUGUAGUCAGUCCUAAAAUUAUUAAUAUGGUACAUCCAGCAAUCAAUAGCGAUCCAAUCACAGAUACAUCCCUUUUUUUAAGGUCUUGGAAAUUCUACUAUGUCACUUCAUAUUCCGACAGCGCCAUUUUGAACAUUCUGUUUGAGACAACGGCAACGUAUUCGGACUCGCUCAGUAUUUUCAUAUCAGUUGCCUCCCAAACUACCACAGGAAAGUAUCCUGCAUUUCCAUUUGAUUGGCAAAUGCACAAAUUACCUUCUCCUACUCCAGCAUACUUGAUUCCAUCGAUAAUCAAACCGAAUACCGAUACCAAAGAAUCGUGGUCUUACAAGGAUGUGUCAAGCACAAAACAAGUCUACUUGUUGGCUGUUUAUGGAAAAUCUUGUCCCUUCAAAUGCUACUACAAAACAAGAGCUUAUUUAACUGAUGAUGAAAGAAUUUUGCUGUCAGCUGCUUCCUCCUCUGUGACAACUGUCUACCAGAAGAGGGAACCAUUUUUAUUGCAUUACACAACCAAGAUGAAGAUAUUGAGAUAUAGCAAUAAUACCAAGCUAUUGGGAAAUAUGCUCAGAUAUUCCUUUACUAUUUCAAAUCCCACACGUACUCUCAAAAACCCCAACAUUGGUGUUUAUAUAAGGAAAGAUUUAUUUCCGAAUACACAGCUCUAUGAUUUCAAAGAUGUAGCCUGUGGAUUGCAAAUUAAUGGUCAUAUUGAACUAUCUGAUACCAUUUAUGAUCAUGAAUGGUACUUUGGAUAUAUUUUUACACACGACAAUACUGGCGGAGACACUAUGACUGCCACGGUAAAGGCCUCGUUCUGGAUCGAUGAACCCACAAUAUUUGUAGACAAAAUUCAACAAACAAUUCAAGAUGCACACUUUGAUGUUAUCAGUAUUGGAGGUUAUAUUAACAAUUCUCAGUACGAUCCAGGCAAACAACUUUCUAACGUUCCAUUUAAUGUAAUUUAUACAUCCAUUGUAGUUAUUCAAGGCGCUGUAUUUCCAAUCUCGUUUUACUCAAAGAUUGGAGAAGUUCCAUACAGUGAUGAUUGUGAUAUUAGCUUCCGUAACUCGUUUACAUUGAAUUCAACUGUUGAGGUUGUUUCAGAUGUCAUGUUAACCAUUAAUUAUGUACUCAGCUCUAACGGUGGCUCUUUUAUAUUUUUCACAAAACAACCCAUCUUACUAACACCACCCAUUAAUAACACUGUCACUCUUGGAGGGUACAACAUUUCAACAUGGGAAUUUUCAGAGCUUAAAGAAGACGGAUAUCUUCAACUUUCAAGUUCAAAUUUACUAUUUGCUCGAAGAGACUUUGCGUCGUACGGCGUGUCGGAUUUCAGUAGAACCAUCUAUCAGAGCCUAUUCCAAAACACGUCAAACGCUGUAUGUGCUGGCGACAUGAAUAAUGGGACCAAUGCUACUACUUCCACUGUGACGGUUUUGUCGUAUAGCUCCUUUCCUCGAGCAGUGGCACUCACAACAAGAUAUGAUGGAUACAAUCCUAUGAUCUCUCUUAAUGGAUAUCAGAAUGUCACAACAAGUGCAAGCUCCUUAUCUUUGGAACAAACGAACGGAACCAAUACCAACCUCACACCAGUAUCAACCAUUACAUCCUACGCUCCAUUCGUAUUUUCCUUUGACAUUAAUGAGAUAAUGACGAAAUAUUACAAGAAUUUUGAACAAAAAACAACUCAGAAUGAGUUACUUCCCAUCAACAUCAACCCAGUCAACCCAAAUGACUAUUUAGCAUUAACACUAUUUCGUAUUGAAAUAACAUUCUGGGAUAUUGUGGAUUUGAAUGAAUUCUCUUGCUCCAUAGUUGGAGGUUUUCAAAAACUGGUUGUACCUCAAGUCGGAUCAAAAAAUAUUCCACCAGAUGCUACAUUAGAGAAAGAAAUUUACAAAUAUAAGAAGGUAGAAAAGGAUGUGACAUCACCUUCGUACUAUUAUAUGGCCAAAUAUUCUCUCUCCAUCAGUCUUCAAUCUCUGUAUAAUUACUCAUCGUAUCAUAAUAUUACACAAUUUGGAUACAAUGCGCUGCAACCAAACAGCUCGUUUUAUGUCUCCAUUUGGAAUCAAACAAGAGUUUACCAUCAUGAAAUUAUUUCAUUCAUUGUUGGAGAUGGAAAAAUUUCAAACGAGUUAACAUUUUUACCUUACACUACAAAUGCAUUGAUUGCAAUUACAGCGUUGGUGUUUGUAGUUGCUGCCGUAUUUAUGUUUGGAUUUUCAUGUAAAUUACUUGAAAAAUAUCAAAAGAGAAAGACUACAACCUUUGAGACGUUGAGAGAUAAUGAUCCACUUUGUUUUGCAUGUUCUAUUUGGUUUAAUUUAUUUGGAGCUAAGGCAAGAAGUCGUCGUGCUCGACAAUUGCAAAUAUUUGUACCAGCCAUGUUCAUAUUUGUGAUUGGACUUGUUUCGGUAGUGGUAUUUCUUGCGCUUGCUCUAAGUUAUAGUGAUCAUGUGGUUUGUUGCUCACAAGCUGGUGAUGUCAUUUAUCAAUUUAAUAAGCAAGGGUAUGACCCAAGUUCUGAGGAGUACAAGAACGAGCAAACAAAAUUUGGACUGUACACGCUUGGAACCGCCUCCACCAAAUGCUUCAUUUCAUCGAUUUAUUCUGACAUUUCACAAGUGCAAAGUACACAAAAUCAAAGAACGACCUUGCUACACGAGAGACAUCCAACGAAUUUAGUACCUAAAUUUGUAAUACCCAUUCUGGAUCGACCUUCACAAGGCGUGAACAAUGCAGUCAUGUUGUGUCCAAGAAGUGUUUUCAAGUCUGUUGUCAUUAGAGGUUCAGACAUUUUUGGUAUGGUUGGAACGUUGUGGUGUGGAAUUUUGAUUACAUUGUCAUUCUCAUUGUGCAGCGUUCUAUUCAUUGAGGUUGUGUUGGGUUCAUGGUUUUUGGAGACUGUGUUGUUCCCCAAACUUGCAUAUCGAGUUUUGAACGAGUAA